AUGUUAAAGUCUAAAGAAAGUAAAGAAGCUGAGAUUUAUGAAUGUUUAAGUAGAGAUGGUACAUCUUAUCUUAAAUACUUAAGACUCUUACAUUAUUAAUGAUAUGGAAAAUUUAGGUCCAUGGCAUAAAUAUGGAGGUAGCAUACAUUAAGAACUUUAAAGAAUUUCUUCAUUGUAAUUAGGAAAAUCUAUCUCAGAACAUCAUAAUGAUAAGAUAAUCAGUUCCACUAGAUAGAUUUUCUAAAUGUAAUCAGGCAGAAGGUUUUCUUAAGAUAUUAUUAAACAAACAUAAUUUCCACUUGAUGAUAAAAUUAUGAAAUCAACAUCAAUUCAUUAAGAAUCAAAAAGCAGAACACAAAUUUUUAAAUAACUGAGAUCAUCUAAACCUAAAGAUAGUUCUCUUAUUGCAACUAAAUAAGAAGAAACCUAAACUAUUAAUAUUAAAUAAGAAAAAAAUAAUGUAGGCUUUUUUGUUCAAUGCUAUCCUAAUAGAAACAAAUUUGAAAGAUCAAAAUUGUCCAACUUUUAAACUUCUAAAGAAUACUUUGAAGUAAAUAUAUAUUUAUUAUUUAAGAGAAAAUAGCAUUGAAAAUGAUGUAUGGUCUUAAUAGAGAUUAAACUGUUGAACCUAAUAAAAAUGCUAAUUCAAAUUAAAUUUUUAUUUAAUAAUAAGAAUAAUAAGAAAGAAAUUCAUAAUCAAGAGGACCUCCUAAAACAGUAGGCAGAAAUUAUUUUUAUAAAAAAGAACUUAAAUUUUAUGGGAAUAACUCAUCACAAAUAAAUAUAAAUAAAACAAUAAAUAACUCUAUUAAUUCCUAAUUAAAUUAACCUUAUAAUGUUACAAAAACAAGAAUACCAUUUAAUAAAAUUAAUAAAAAAACUGUUAUUUCAUUUGCGUCUUAAAAUCAAUUACUAGAAAAGUAAUAUAAAUAAUCGCAACUUUAAUAAAACAAAAUAUAAAGGAUGGUUAGUAGUUGA
Molecule: messenger RNA, 978 nt
Organism: Paramecium sonneborni
Lineage: Eukaryota; Ciliophora; Oligohymenophorea; Peniculida; Parameciidae
Source: the annotation of a GenBank genome assembly